AUGCAAGAAUACACCGUUGUGAUUGUUGGCGGUGGUCCUUCUGGCCUAGUCGUGCGACACCUAGCAAUUUCAGCUUUACUAACCCAAAACUCCAUCUCUCAUGUUAUUCUUGAAAAAGAAGAGUGCAAUGCUUCUCUUUGGAGGAAAAAUGCUUAUGAUCGCUUAAACCUUCACUUAGCUAGUGAGUUUUGCUCUUUACCUCUCAUGCCACACCCAUCCUCUGGCCCAACAUACCUAACCAAAGACCAAUUUCUUCAAUACAUAGAUAAAUAUGUCGAUCAUUUUGACAUAAAACCUCGUUAUUAUCGCGUCGUUGAGUCUGCUAAGUAUGAUGACGUUAGAAACAAAUGGACGGUUGAAGCACAAAACACCGUAGAAGGUACAUUGGAAGUUUAUGGGGCAAAGUUUCUUGUGAUUGCCUCAGGCGAAAAUAAUGAAGGUUUUAUUCCUAAUGUGACUGGAUUAGGGCAAUUUGAAGGAGAGGUGGUACACUCCAAGUACUACAAAUCUGGAAAAAAUUAUAAAUCAAAAGAUGUUUUGGUUGUUGGGUGUGGUAACUCGGGAAUGGAGAUUGCAUACGAUCUCCAUAACUGGGGUGUUAGCACUUCCAUUGUUAUUCGAAAUCCGCUUCAUGUCUUCACCAGAGAUAUGAUUCGUACAGGGAUGCACUUGGUGCAAUAUUUACCUGUUUAUAUUGCAGAUACAAUCAUUACACUUCAUGCAAAAUUCAAGUAUGGUGAUCUGUCCAAAUACGGGAUUUAUCGUCCUAAAGAAGGACCAUUAUAUCUCAAAAACAUUACAGGAAAAUCUGCUGUUAUUGAUGUUGGAACCAUUGAAAAAAUUAAGGAAGGAGCUAUAAAGGUUGUACCUUCGGGUAUAAAGAAAAUUGUGAAGAAGAAUGUUAUCUUUGAAAACAACAUGGAGAAAGAGUUUGAUGCCAUUGUUUUUGCUACCGGCUACAAAAGCGUAGCUAAUGGAUGGCUUAAGGAUUACAAAUAUGCUCUUAAUGAGAAAGGAUUUCCUAAAAAUCCUUUUCCAAAACAUUGGAAGGGAGAACGUGGAUUGUACUGUGCGGGACUAGCAAGAAAAGGUUUGUUUGGGGUAAAAAAGGAUGCUGAGGCAAUUGCAGAAGAUAUCAACCAAACUCUUAAGUUGGAGAAUUAA
Molecule: messenger RNA, 1164 nt
Organism: Vicia villosa (hairy vetch)
Lineage: Eukaryota; Viridiplantae; Streptophyta; Magnoliopsida; Fabales; Fabaceae
Product: probable indole-3-pyruvate monooxygenase YUCCA10
Exons: 4
Coding region: 1-1164 (387 amino acids)
Molecular function (GO): NADP binding; flavin adenine dinucleotide binding; monooxygenase activity
Source: RefSeq, a predicted model, not a curated record